GUUUAUGCUUGCCAUACAAAAGUGUUUGACUGCAGACCAGACAUAUAUAACUAUGGCAAAGAGUCUUGUGGCCUCCAAUUUCCCAGGCAAGAUUCUCAGCUUACUUGCUGCCAUGAUUGUAUAUCACAUCAGAAAUUACUCAAGGUACAAUCUUUCAUCUGGUGGAUCUGCAGUUCGAUUUUGGCUGCAGCUUCUUAUAGGUAUCCCAGAGUGGGUACAUGACAGCUCUGUACUCUUUUUACUGGAUACCAUUUGUCAACAGUCAUUCACACACCCGGCUUGCUGGCAAGAAGUUAUAAGAGGAUUCUCCGAAGUCAUGAAAAGCUCUGAAUGUCAACAAAGUGGUGGGGGAGGUGUGAUUGGUUUGCUGUCUUGGUUAACAGCAGGAACUACAGCCCCUCACUCCUUGCUGGUACGGCCUUCUGCCCCACAGUUCCCGUGGUUCACGGUGGCUGUCCUCAUGCUAGAGACACAGCAGGAGUUAUCCUCAGGGCUCUGGAAGAACCUCUUAAUAGAAUUAUUUGCUAAGCCACAAACUACACUUGAAGAAGCUCUUAAGAAAGUAAGCGAUGAUCUAGGCCUUGGGCCAAUCUCCUCCAGUCUGCUGAGCAUUUACCGUUGGGGUCAGCAAGUAGUGGACUUUCCAGCUGACCAUCCUGCCCUCCCAGUCACAUUAAAGAUGUACUUCACACUACACCUAGCUCAUGUUCCUCCACAACCUGGGCAAUAUGAAUGCAGUAGUGUGGUCUCUCGGUUCUAUCAGGGGCUAGUCAAUUCAGCAUUCCUUGGAAAGAUCAAAAAGAAAGUUGCAAGUGCUGUGGAACAUCAUGAAUCUUGCUUAAGACUGGAACCAGAAGAUGAAGAGGAAAUCCUAGAUCCUCAGUUAAGGUGUCUACCGAUCUGGUUACUUACACUUUUCGUUACAUUUGCACCGACGCUUUCAGGGGUCGUACUAGGGGUUUAACCCUUUACAGGGCAAAGUAUCCUUUAGGUACCGUAUAUACUCGUGUAUAGUUCGAGCUUUUAAGACCAAAUUUUUGGGCCAAAAAUUGGGGGUCGUCCUAUACAUGCGUAAUAGUU
Molecule: messenger RNA, 1080 nt
Organism: Homarus americanus (American lobster)
Lineage: Eukaryota; Metazoa; Arthropoda; Malacostraca; Decapoda; Nephropidae
Product: ectopic P granules protein 5 homolog
Biological process (GO): autophagosome maturation
Cellular component (GO): cytoplasm
Source: RefSeq, a predicted model, not a curated record